Molecule: messenger RNA, 1272 nt
Organism: Xenopus laevis (African clawed frog)
Lineage: Eukaryota; Metazoa; Chordata; Amphibia; Anura; Pipidae
Gene: adk.S
Product: adenosine kinase S homeolog
Biological process (GO): purine-containing compound biosynthetic process; purine ribonucleoside salvage; purine nucleotide metabolic process
Cellular component (GO): nucleus; cytosol
Molecular function (GO): kinase activity; adenosine kinase activity
Source: RefSeq, marked provisional
ACACGUAAAGAUUAGAGGACCGCGUGUCUAACUCCCAACGUCAUUUGGAACCUCUGUUAAAAAAUUAAGAAAGAACAUUGGAAAGCAGCAUCUUCUACAGUGAUUUUUUUAUAGCCCGUACAGAGACCUUGACUAAGCAAGUAUGAAGGUUGCUUCGGAAGAGCCCAAGGCCAAGAAACAAAAGCUGCAGGCAACUGAAUUAAGGGAGAAUCUACUCUUCGGUAUGGGUAAUCCUCUUCUGGAUAUCUGUGCAGUGGUCGACAAGGACUUUCUUGAUAAGUAUGGCUUAAAAGCAAAUGAUCAGAUCUUGGCUGAAGAUAAACACAAGGAACUGUUUGAAGAGCUAGUGAAGAAGUUUAACGUUGAAUACCAUGCUGGAGGCUCCACACAAAAUUCAGUCAAAGUAGCUCAGUGGAUGAUCCAGAAACCUUACAAGGUUGCAACAUUUUUUGGAUGUAUUGGCACUGACAAGUUUGGUGAGAUCUUAAAGAAGAAAGCUGAGGAGGCUCAUGUGGAUGCUCACUACUAUGAGCAAUGUGAGCAGCCCACAGGAACAUGUGCUGCCUGCAUAACUGGUGAAAACAGGUCUCUUGUGGCUCACCUGGCUGCUGCAAAUUGCUAUGACAAAACAAAGCACCUUGAUCUAAAAGAAAAUUGGGAAUUGGUACAAAAAGCAAAAGUAUACUACAUUGCGGGGUUCUUCCUCACAGUCUCUCCUGAAUCAAUCCUUAAAGUGGCCACUCAGUCUUCUGAACACAAUAAGAUUUUUUGUAUGAACUUAUCUGCUCCAUUCAUCAGCCAGUUCUACAAAGAACCAUUAAUGAAAGUCAUGCCUUAUGUGGACAUUCUUUUUGGGAAUGAAACGGAAGCUGCUACGUUUGCACGCGAACAAGGGUUCGAGACUGAAGAUAUUAAAGAAAUAGCGAAGAAGGCACAGGCGUUACAAAAGGUGAACUCAAAAAGACCAAGAAUUGUUAUUUUUACCCAAGGACAGGAUCACACCAUUGUGGCUACAGAAAAUGACGUUGUUGCUUUCCCAGUAAUAGAAAUAGACCAGAGCAAAAUAGUGGAUACCAAUGGAGCAGGAGAUGCUUUUGUGGGAGGUUUCCUCUCUCAACUGGUAUCUGAGCAACCUUUAGAAGAAUGUGUUCGAGCUGGUCAUUACUCGGCAAACGUGGUAAUCAGACGAGCAGGGUGCACUUUACCUGAGAAACCUGAUUUCAUAUAAUGUGCUUGUAGAAAGCUUUUCAAAUACAGUUAAACUGGCAUGUC